This is a messenger RNA of Xyrauchen texanus (razorback sucker), 5367 nucleotides long. RefSeq names its product E3 ubiquitin-protein ligase SH3RF1-like. NCBI's taxonomy places the organism in Eukaryota, Metazoa, Chordata, Actinopteri, Cypriniformes, Catostomidae. Gene Ontology annotation, molecular function: protein binding; metal ion binding. Bases 423 to 3080 code for a protein of 885 amino acids. The record is from RefSeq and is a predicted model, not a curated record. The transcript is spliced from 12 exons.
AUGGCGCUCGGACGCAGGAACUCGCUUCUCCUGAUUUUCUUUGCUUUCUUCAAAAAUUAAUCAACCUGAAUCAACCGGACUCUGAUUUUUUGCUCUUUCAACUGAACGACUUAAAAGCGACGACCCAUUCCUUGCUUUGAUACGCCGGUCUGCACAUGUAAACUUGUGUCCAACUGGACGAUCAAGAUUUCAGGAUCCCUUUUCCAAAACGAAUUCACUAGUUUGGGGAACUCGGGACAGAAACACUUCUGGAAGAAGAGGAGGAGUGAGAAGGGGCCCUUAUUUAAGUGAAUGGUAGAGACAUGACCAUGACUGCGGCAUGGGAGUGACGUGACACCCUCUUUCGACUUUCCCUCCAAACAACAAAAUAUCCACGCACCCACACCAUGCCCUACUCUCUUCAGAGAGCUACAACAGAGUGAAUGAACGACCACACUGAGAAAGAUUGUGCGAGUGUGAAAAUGGAUGAAUCUGCACUCCUGGACUUGUUGGAGUGCGCGGUUUGUCUGGAGCGUUUGGAUGCCACAGCGAAGGUGUUACCGUGCCAACACACAUUUUGCCGAAGAUGCCUGCUUGGGAUUGUGGGGUCACGUGGAGAACUCCGUUGCCCAGAGUGCCGCACGCUAGUGGAGAGUGGCGUGGAUGAGUUGCCUAGCAACAUCCUCCUAGUACGGCUGCUGGACGGGAUCAAGCAGAGGCCCAGAAGGACGGGAAAUGGGCAUGGCGCAAACACUAAUGGAUCAGCAGGGGCGGGAGUCCGGGCACAGGGUGCAGGAGGAGGCCCGAGACAACCAGGGCUCCCUGGGGCACAAUCUCAGAGAGUCCAGGCCAAGAGCACUCCAGUGAGGGGAGUGCCUCAGCUACCCUGUGCCAAGGCCUUAUAUAACUAUGAUGGAAAGGAACCUGGAGACCUCAAGUUCAGCAAGGGUGACAUCAUCAUCCUUCGCCGACAGGUGGAUGAAAACUGGUACCAUGGAGAGAUGGAUGGAGUCCAUGGAUUCUUCCCCACUAACUUUGUCCAGGUCAUCAAACCGCUGCCACAGCCGCCACCACAGUGCAAGGCACUGUACGACUUUGAACUCAAAGACAAGGAGGCUGACAAAGACUGCUUGCCAUUUUCAAAGGAUGAUAUUCUCACUGUGAUUCGUCGUGUGGAUGAGAACUGGGCUGAAGGGAUGCUAGCAGAUAAGAUUGGAAUCUUCCCCAUCUCUUACGUAGAGUUCAACAGUGCAGCACGUCAACUCAUAGAACUGGACAAGCAAUCAGAAGGUGGAGGAGACUCCAGUGAUGUGCCCUGUUCCUCGGGCCCCCAGGCCAACGGCUCCCAGAAGGCCGCUGGAGAGAAAAAGUACAGUAAAAAGCGGCACUCCUUCACCUCCCUGACUAUGUCCCAUAAGCCCUGUCUUGCCCCUCCUCCCCAGAGACACUCCAUGGAGAUAAGCGGCCCGGUUCUGAUCAGCUCCUCCAACCCCACAGCAGCGGCCCGAAUUGGAGAGCUCAGCGGAGGCCUGUCCUCCAGUGCACCUUCACAGGUUCACAUUUUCACAACAGGACUCAUUGUUACUCCUCCACCUAGUAGUCCUGUCACCACAGCGACAGUUUUCACCUUUCCACCAGAAACCAGCUAUGCAUCAAUUCCAGUGGAAGCUCUUCCCCCUCCUCCACCCCCUCCACCUCAGUCACAGCCUUCAGCUGUGGGUGCUGCUGCCUUGACUGCUGGUCAAAGACCAUCACUCACUGCAAGUGACCAGAGUGGGCGUCAAAGACCCACAGUGUAUGUUGCAAUGUUUACGUAUACACCCCGUAAGGAAGAUGAGUUGGAAUUACGGAAAGGGGAAAUGUUUCUGGUGUUGGAGCGCUGUCAGGACGGCUGGUUUAAAGGAACAUCCAUGCACACCGGCAAGAUUGGAGUGUUUCCUGGUAACUACAUGAGUCCUGUCAGCAGGACUGUUUCUGGCAGCAGUCAGCCAAAGGUUCCCCUGAGUCUGUGCUCCCAGGCUGGACGUGGUGUCACCAUUGUUAGCCCCUCCUCUGCUCAUCUCGGGGCCGCUGUAGGGAGUGCUGACCCCAAUAAACCUCUCCCAGUCUGCCCAAAUGCCACCCCAUCUUGCCCACUGCCUGCUGCUCUAGUAACAGCUGCACAUAUACCCUCUGGACAGCACCCCAACAUGCUUAUGCAUGUUACUUCACAGAUGACCGUCAAUCAGGCACGCAGUGCAGUCAGGACAGCUGUGUGUCAUAGUCAGGAUCGGCCUACAGCAGCAGUGAUGCCCAUCCAGUCCCACAAUCCUGUGGCCUACUUUUCUAACUCAGCAGUGUGUCUUCAGCCAUCACCUGUCCUCAGCUCCAGCCCUGGAUCCUCCUCAUCCAGAUUGGGUGUGGCUAUGGGCUGUGCGGCUGCCUCCUUGACCCCACCUAAUGUCAGUGCUGCUUCUUUAGACAGUGAUGCAAUGAGACCUGUCACUGUAGUUGCUCUUCCUGUGGCCCACGGGAGCACAAAGUCUUUUGGUGCCGUGUCAAAUCACGGUGUUGCUUGUAGACUGGAUAAAGACUGCAAGAGGGAAAAGAAAGGCCUGUUGAAACUGCUGUCUAAUAAAAAGAAGCUCCGCCCGUCUCCCCCAUCCUCUCCAACAUUGGAGGUGGAACAAACUGUUGCCAUUGACAUGCCACAGGGGGCUUUUGGAACUGAAAUGGCCCUGCCCAACUCCGCGGUCAUUGUGGUGGGAAACAAUGGACAUGCAGGAGCCUGUCCGAUGGACUAUGAACUCUCAUCGACAUCAUCAAACACAGAGGCAGCAUCACAUAGGAGCAACUCCCAGGACAACACUGCUCCGAUAGCCCCACCUCCACGUCAACCAUGCUCCUCACUCCUCUCCAUGCAGCAUGACGGACGGCCAAUCGUGUGUGAAAGGUACCGCGUAAUGGUGUCCUACCCUCCCCAAAGCGAAGCAGAGCUCGAACUUAAAGAGGGAGACAUUGUGUUUGUGCACAGAAAGCGAGAGGAUGGCUGGUUUAAAGGAACACUACAGAGGAACGGACGAACAGGCCUUUUCCCUGGCAGCUUUGUUGAUAGUAUCUAACUCACUUUGUGUCUAAAAACCUAACUCUUAAAUAUUAAACUUCUCCAUCACAGAAAACAGCAACACUGAAUUUCAGCCUUGCCAAAUGCUCCGUUUUAUGUGCCGCAGUAAACAAGUUCAGUGGAUGUGUACUGCUUGUGUAGUUUGACCAAACACAUGUGAUCCAGCUGCUGGAGGUUGUACAUUUUGAGGGUCAUCAGUUGCAUGGACCAGUCUUAAGAAUAUACCUUAACCACCUAGACAGGUCCUGAAACAAAAAUAUUUCCUGAAACACAUGGAUUCAGUGAAGUUUGUUUUAGCAGUUCGCACCAGAUGACCUUGUUCUAGCACAGUAGAUUUAAGUCGUGAUAGGAUUUGUUAAUUUAUGCAUCUGUAACAUUUCGAAGACUUUUAAUGUGUGCCUUGUACUGUCUCACUUUACUGUAUAAAAGCAAAAAAAAGCUGAUCUGAGUCAUGAUGAGAACAAUAUGAAUUUUCUACAAAUGAAAUUGCAUCUAAUUUAACUUAUUUUUGUUUAGAAGGAAUUGCGCUUUGGAGGGAAGGUUUGUUAUGUGAGCUGAAUGGUCAAAUGCAUGUAGAAACUUUUAACAUGAAAUCAGUGGAGUCAAAUGAAACAAGAUGGUUGGCUUAUUGCCAGCCAGUUACCAAUUGCUUCAUAACAUGCUAUUCAUUGUCGAAAUCAUUGACUGUCUGAGAAUAUUCAAGGAUUUUAUGGCCUUUUGUCUCACAUUCUGAUUGGUUGUGGGGUUUAUGGCUUUACAUCACUAGAUGUAAAAAGAAAGACGAUAUGGGAUUUUGAAAUGUUUACUGUAGUCGCAGUACAUUAUACUGGGUGAGGGAAUAAAAUAUAGCAUAUUAUUUUAAAAAAGAACAAGAUUACACUCCAGACAUUUUAAAUCAAAUCCUACUAAUAAUCUUUUUUUGUGAAAACAAAUUGGUUCCAAGUGAUUUGUUGGGGGUGUGUGUGUGUGUGUUGGGGGGGGGGGGGGUAAUAGAGAAGACCUGUGUAACAAGCUAAACAACAGAAACAGUCACCUAUACAAAAAGCACAAAGACCCCCAGUACAUUACAGUGAUGAUGCUGUUAUGCCUUUGUGCACACGUAUUUGACUAUUUUGUGUAAAUGAGUUUCUCCUCCAGUAUUUAAAGCUGCUUUAUAGUUUCCUUCUGAAUUCUGUAUCAUCCCUUACAUAGAGACAAGUGACCUGUCGACCCCUCAUGUUUUAGCUUCUGAAAUUCUUUAUAGGGAUGAUGUUUCUAAAGGUUAUUCACAUUAAAAUGGCUGUUAGCCUUCAUUUCAUGAAAACAAUUAUAACAAUGUUUUACCCCAUCUUCCACACAAUAAUGGUGGCAUAUAGAAAUGACUUUAUAUACAUUGGCUGUUCUGGUAAUGUCUGCUGUACUUUAGUAUUGUAUGUUAUAUCGUGUUUUAUAUACUUGAAAAUGAUGGUGUUUGUGUAUUCCUAUGCUUCAUACGGUAGAAAUGUUUUAUUAUUUUAUUAUUAUUUUGAAAGCACAAAUUUGAUGUUUGAUGGUCGUUGUUGUUUUAUUUUUUAGAAUUGAUAGAUUUAUAUUUCCAAAAUUUGCCCUGUUGCAAAUUUCAGUUCUUUUCUGAAAUUCAAUUCACUUUACUUUUCAUUGAUCUUGAUGCCUUUGCAACUAACACAAUGGCCUUCAUUGGUUGUAUUAAUGAAAUGGACCAAAUCACUUAAGAUUUAGAUUUUGAUCUUUGGUUUCCAUCUCUAAUCAUUGAAACCUUGUAACAGGACUGAUGCUCCAUUUCUGAAUUAUUUGAUCCAUCAAUAGAUUGAUUCACACUAAACAAGCCUUUCACUGCUUGAGUCAAGCAUGUUUAGAGUUUGAACAGCAGUCAUAUAUUAAAAUGAGUCAUUUCAGACCAGAUCUCUCAGAGCAGAACAAAAUCUGAUCACUGUUUAUUUCAUUAACUCAUUAAACAGCUUGCUAGUUGUGAGGGAAAUAAAGUAAUAACUUUUAUAAAAUACUUUUUGAGAUACCGGUUUGUGUUUUGUUUUUUCAAAUAUGUUUGAGAUCUACAAACCCACUUAUGAAAAGGUCGGUACAGUAUGGAAAAUGCUAAUCAAAACUAUAGGUAGACGAUAUAUCAGUAUGCUUUUUAGAACUAUUGUUAUCUGCAAAAAUCUAUUUAUUUUAUUUUUUUUUUGUCAUUUCAAAAUAAGAGACCCCAGUAUGUUUCGGGCUUGUAUGUACUUAAGUCCCGUGUUAUACACCCAGUCAUACAUUAUUUUGGUUGAACAAUAAACUGCAUC